Messenger RNA from Topomyia yanbarensis, 2187 nucleotides. Its product is annotated as pentatricopeptide repeat-containing protein 1, mitochondrial. The record is from RefSeq and is a predicted model, not a curated record. Gene Ontology annotation, molecular function: tRNA binding; protein binding. The coding region runs from base 126 to 2126 and encodes 666 amino acids. Gene Ontology annotation, cellular component: mitochondrial matrix. NCBI's taxonomy places the organism in Eukaryota, Metazoa, Arthropoda, Insecta, Diptera, Culicidae. Gene Ontology annotation, biological process: tRNA 3'-end processing. The transcript is spliced from 2 exons.
UAGAACGUGCAAGUGUUUUGAAAUCAGUUUUGUUUUGUUACUUCAAUUUCAGCCGGUAAUCGCAGAAAUUUCUCAAGUUCUGGUUAAAAUCCGCGAGAAUCGCAGUAGAAAUCAUAAAAACUGUGAUGACUUCCAUUAUAGCUCAGGCGUUUCGUCGACAAUUGCUAUUCAGAGCCAAAAUCUCUCGUGAUCUAACCAGUUUACCUCGCCGUCGGCGAGUUCCGUGUGUUUGUUUUGUGCAGUCGGGGCAGCAACUGCACCACCAAACCAGCGCUCUUUUCGAUAAAACCAUUUUUCGAGAUGAUAUUUCACUGCUGGAACUCAAAAACGACCCCGACACGUUCGGAACACUGUCACCUUCCGUUCCGGAGUCGGAAGUGCAGGACGAGGGUGACUUGAAGGAGGAAAAGUUUAUACAAUAUUUUCCUCCACGAUCACAGAAGUUAAGUACGAAGCAGUACGCGGAUUUGAUCAAAGAUCAUUUGAAGAAUCAACGGGUUAAAGAAGCAAUAGAUGUGCUUGAAGUAAGAAUGAAGGAGGACCGAGUGGCGCCUAUCAACUAUCUAUUUAAUUUAGUUAUUGGAGGAUGCGCACGUGUUGGAUACACCAAGAAGGCCUUCCAGCUGUACAAUAAAAUGAAACAACACGGCUUGAAAGUGACAGGAGGGACGUACACAUCGCUAUUUAAUGCCUGUGCAAACAGCCCUUUCCUCGGCGAUGGAUUACAGAAAGCCAACAGGCUGCGUGAAAUUAUGAUAGAGAAAGGCUAUGAACCAAACGAGUCGAAUUACAACGCAAUGAUCAAAGCUUACGGUAGAUGUGAGGAUUUGAAAACAGCUUUUCAACUGGUAGAUGACAUGAUCGUGAAAAAACUCAAUGUGAGCACCGAUACUUUCAAUUUUUUGCUACAAGCAUGCAUUAGCGACGUUGAGUAUGGAUUCCGACAUGCUCUCUUGGUGUGGCAAAAAAUGCAUCGGAUGAAUGCCUUACCGGAUAUCUACUCGUUCAAUCUGCUGCUCAGAUGUGUUCGAGAUUGCGGUCUUGGUGAUUUGGAAACCACUGAACAAGUUAUUGAGCAGAUUAUCUGUCAAAGUGGGCAAUCGAUGUUAAACCAGGAAAAUGUGGAGCCAACUCUUCUCGAAGAUUGCACCGACCAGACGUCCUCGGAAAAGCAACUGGUCAGAGUCGUAAACCAGCAACCAGGGCCAGAAGGUGCACCCAAUCUUCUAUCUCGAACACCUCACCUGGGAAGCCUCAUCAGUUUGGGCGAAAUUAGAAAACCUGAGGAUCGGCUUUUGCUAUUGGGUGGCCCAACAGGGUUUUUGAGAGAAAUGGAACAAGCCAAAAUACAACCAGAUAUUAAAACUAUGACCGAAUUGAUGGAUGUGAUUCCUCCGACGAACGUAGCUGAAAAGCAAAUUUUGUCAACCGUUCUCAAGUAUGGCAUCAAAUGCGACAUAGACUUUUUCAAUAUCCUCAUAAAGAAACGCUCGAUGCGAUUCGAUUAUGAAUCCGCCCGGCAAGUAUUAACAAUGAUACAAACAGCUAGACUCACGCCGGAUAUCGUCACGUAUGGAGUUUUGGCUCUCGGUUGCCGAAGCCAGGAAGAAGCGCGGGCUCUGCUUCGAGAAAUGGACGACGCUGAUAUAAGAAUUAACAUUCAAAUCUUGGGGGCCAUGCUACGACAAGGCACGGCAACAAGCAAUUUCCGUUAUGUCACGGAUAUUUUGGAAAUCGUUAAACAACAGCGCUUGAAGCCAAACGACAAGUUUCUUCAGCAUUUGGAGGUUUUCAACAAAAAGUGCGAAAAGGAAAACCAAUUUUACGACCGGCAUCCACGCAAAGCCGGACGCGAAGAGUUCAAACUGGAGUACAACCGUUACAAAAACAAGCUGGAAUACUGGAUGGAGUACAUGGGACUGAAAGGACUCAGCUUGGAUGAAGCUCGGGGAAUUGUGCGGGAGCAUCCGUGGGAGCAGUUCAAACAGCCGCAAGUCAACGGUUAUGAAGCGACCAAGAACCCCAAGUUGAGGCAUAAGAAGAAAAAGCAACACUCGAUUCGAAAGAUCGACGUGGAACAGUUAGACGAGGAAACGCAGCAACAAGGUUUAAGAAGGAUAGAGUAGUGAAUUGGUUUAGUCUAGUUUUUCUAGAUAUUUAGAUAGUGAACUAAAUGGAUAGCCAAAA